This is a messenger RNA of Chara braunii, 1575 nucleotides long. The record is from the annotation of a GenBank genome assembly. NCBI's taxonomy places the organism in Eukaryota, Viridiplantae, Streptophyta, Charophyceae, Charales, Characeae.
GCAGUAGUUUUUCCACUUGGCCAUCAUAGUCUCGGUCAGGUAACAAGCCCCUUCUUCUCCUCUCAACAGAUAAUGAAGUUACUCUCCUAUCACAAGAAAGAUAACAACAUCUCACUAAUGGGCCAGGAAUAUAAUUCUGACAAAGAAAAAGAAAUAAGAGGAGGAGGAGGAAUACGAGGAGGAGGAAUACGAGAAGGAGGAGGAGGACGAAGGAGAAGAGGAGGAGGAGGAGGAGGAGGAGAAAGAGAAGGAGGAGGAGGAGGAGGAGGAGGAGGAGGAGGAGGAGGAGAGAAGAAGAAGACGANGGAAGGAGGAGGAGGAGGAGGAGGAGGAGGAGAGAAGAAGAAAAUGACGAAAGGAGGAGGAGGAGGAGCAGGAGAAGAGAAGAAGAAAACGACGAAAGGAGGAGGAGGAGGAAGAAGAAGAAGACGGCGAAAGGAGGAGAAGGAGGAGGAGGAGAAGAAGACGACGAAAGGAAGAGGGGGAGGAGGAGGAGAGAAGAAGAAGAAGACGACAAAAGGAGGAGGAGGAGGAGGAGGAGGAGAGAGAUAUGGCGGCGGCAGGGGAGGGGGAGAGACAUAUGGUGGCGGCAGAGGAGAAGGACAGAUAUGGCGGCGGCGGAGGAGGAGGAGAGAGAUAUGGUGGUGGCGGAGGAGGAGGAGGAAGAGGAGGAGGAGGAAGAGGAGGAGGAGGAGGAGGAGGAGAGAAGAAGAAAACGACAAAAGCAGGAGGAGGAGGAUGAGAGAAGAAGAAGACGAUGAAAGGAGGAGGAGGAGGACGACGAGGAGGAGAGAAGAAGAAGACGACGAAAGGAGGAGGAGGAGGAGGAGAGAAGAAGAAGAAGAAGAAGAAGAAGAAGAAGAAGAAGACGAAGAAGAAGAAGAAGAAGAAAAAAAAGAAGAUUUGAAAACAAAUAGGAAAAAAAUGUCGCGCGUGUUAACGUGGCAGCCACGCGACACAACAAAACUUGGGGGAGGAGGAGACCAAUUUGGCGGGGGAGGAGGAGGAAAGAGAUAUGGUGGGGACGGAGGAGAAGGAGGACGAAGAGGAGGAGGAGGAGGAGGAGGAGGAAGGGGAGGAGGAGGAGGAGAGAAGCAUAAGACGAUGAUAGGAGGAAACUUCGGGGAGGAGGAGAUAGAUUUGGCAGCGGAGGAAGAGGAGGAAAGAGAUAUGGCGGCGACGGAGGAGGAGGAGGAGGAGGAGGAGGAGGAGGAGGAGGAGGAAAAGGAGGAGGAGGAAAAGCAGGAGGAGGAGGAGAAGAGAAGAAGAAGACGGCGGAAGGAGGAGGAGGAGGAUGAAAGAAGAAGAAGACGACGGAAGGAGAAGGAGGAGGAAAACGAGGAGGACAAAAGAAGAAAACGACGAAAGGAGGAGGAGGAGGAGGAGAGAAGAAGAAGACGAUGAAAGGAGGAGGAGGAGGAGGAGAGAAGAAGAAGGAAAAGAAAAAGAAAAAGAAGAAAAAGAAGAAGAAGAAGAAGAAGAAGAAGAAGAAGAAGAUCCGAAGAGGAAGAAGAAAACGAUGUGGAAAAAAACGGGAAAAAAGUUGUCGCGCAUGCUGACGUGGCAGCCACGCAA